This is a messenger RNA of Exophiala aquamarina CBS 119918, 1023 nucleotides long. RefSeq lists its product as uncharacterized. Lineage: Eukaryota; Fungi; Ascomycota; Eurotiomycetes; Chaetothyriales; Herpotrichiellaceae. Bases 1 to 1023 code for a protein of 340 amino acids. The transcript has a single exon. The record is from RefSeq and is a predicted model, not a curated record.
AUGAGCUUCCUAGGCGAUAUCGUCAAUUCAAUUGGCAGUGGGAAAGCACCGACCCCUCCAAAACCACUCGCCCGGCCGACAGGCGCAAAUCCACAGCGUCAGACGCCAGACGUUAGUAGACCUGGCAUACGCCCAGGCUUUCCGGCUAUACCCUCGCCACUGAACGGCACGAAACGAAAAGCCGACGACGAUUCAGUAAAAGUACCUGAAAAGCACACCAGACCAAAUCCUAGCCCUGGUUUAACUGGCACCGUGAACAGACGCACCACUGCACCUCCGCUCAAUGCCCCAAAACCUUUAGCUGACAAGGUUGCCCCUGCCCCCAAGCCGAAGAUUGAUACCAUCAUUACUAUGUCUAAAGCUGGCACGACUCCUCCAGUGACACCGACGACUUUAAAUGCAAAGCUGCCUGCGAAAGGAUCAUACGCAGAUAUAAUGGCACGUGCGAAGCAGGCACAGGAGGCGAAAUCUCAAAAUCAAGUGGGAAUGAUCAAGCACCAAGCCACAAAUCGAGAGAAAACUUCCAAGUUGGCCGAGAGGAAGAAGCAAGAAGAAGAGAAAGCAAGAGCGGCAAAGGAGAAACCCACUAUUCGGUCAGCAAAAUCCGCCAGAACAGAAAAAGGACGCAGUGUCAGCCCUGCCAAGAAGUCAGAUCAACCGCGGGCUCCAAAAGUAGCUCGACCACCUUUACAUGCACCAUCCACAGGAUACAAAGGUACAAUGGGGAAGUCUGCAUCAAAACCGCGACUCCCGCCUGGUCUCAAGAAGAACCGAUAUGACGAGUAUCUAGGCACUGACGAAGAAGAAGAUUCCGAAGCCGAAUCUGAGGACGAGGGAGAUUAUGACUCAGAGGCCUCGUCUGAUAUGGAAGCAGGAGCUUUUGACAUCGACGAAGAGGAACGUUUCGCGACGAGAGCAGCUAAAGUGGACGAUGCCCGAGAGCAAGCAGAGGAGCAAAGACUCAAACGCGAAAAGGAGGAGCGACGUCGGAGGCUUAUGAGUCUUGCAGGCAAACGCAAAUAG